CAAUAUUUUCUUGCAAGCAAUGCGACGCUCUGUACCGACUCGGAAUAAAGAACUUGAAUUUCUACUUCCUCUAUACAAAACAUCACUUUGUAAUCUUUGAAAACCUUAUUUUUCUUCGGGGAUAUCAAGGGAGAAAAUGCCUGGAGUCGUGAUGUGGCAGUCGGUAUUGUUUUUCUUCGUCCUGCUUUAUUCGGCGCGAGGACAGGUCAGUUACUCCAUUCCAGAAGAAAUGGCUAAAGGCUCUACUGUGGGAAAUAUCGCGCAGGAUUUGGGCUUGGAUUUAAAAAGACUAAAGUCAGGAAAAGCGCGCAUAUAUACAGGGGACAGUACUGAAUAUAUCGGUCUCAAUAAAGACACUGGCUUGCUGCUCAUCAGAGAGAAAAUGGAUCGCGAGUCUCUUUGUGCAAAAACGACGCCGUGCGCUCUGCACCUUCAGCUGAUUUUGGACAACCCGAUGGAAUUAUAUACUAUUACGGUAGAAAUUACGGAUAUAAACGAUAAUCCACCCACUUUUCAGAAAAAGAGAAUUGAGUUUGAGAUCAGCGAAUCUGCUGUAACGGGCGCGAGAUUUAUGUUAGAGAGAGCUGUGGAUGCUGAUGUAGGAAUUAACGGUUUACAAAGCUAUUCUCUUAAACCUACUGAUAAUUUUAUUCUUGAACUGCACAGUAAAGCAAGCGGAGAUAAAAACGUCGAAAUGAUUUUGCAAAGACCGCUGGAUAGAGAAAAGAAAGGAGUGGUUACGUUAUUGCUAACCGCUUUUGACGGCGGUGAUCCGCAGUUAUCUGGAACUGUUCAAAUACAUGUGACUGUGUUAGAUGUUAAUGAUAAUGCUCCUGUGUUUACGCAGAAGGUAUACAAGGCCAUUUUGACUGAAAAUGCACUGAAAGGGACUAAACUAACUACAGUUAGUGCCACUGAUGCGGACGAGGGAUCUAAUGGUCAUGUGACGUACUACAUUGCAAGCACUGAAGAGACUGGGCAAAAUAUUUUUUUUAUUGAUCAGCAUAGUGGUGAGGUAACUUUAAAUGGCCUCGUUGACUUUGAAAAAGCAAAUCAGUACGAGCUUGAUAUUCAGGCUAAAGAUCAAGGGGGGCUUUCUGAUUCCUGUAAGCUUAUUAUUAGUUUGUUGGACAUUAAUGAUAACAAGCCAGCGAUAAGUUUACUUUCUAUGUCAAACUCUGUGUCUGAAGACUCCACACCUGGCACAGUUGUUGCUAUGAUGAAAGUAGAUGAUGCAGACUCAGGUGUGAACGGACAGAUUAAUUGCAUUAUAAAUGACAAUAUUCCAUUUGCUCUUAUUUCAUCAUCCAGCAAUUUUAUCAGCCUGCGUAUAGAGCAGCAACUGGAUAGAGAAAGAGAAGCUGAAUAUAAUAUCAGUGUCACAUGCUCUGAUCAGGGGGUGCCUGCUCUUUCCAGCAGUGUCUCUCUCCGUGUGCAGAUAUCAGAUGUGAAUGACAAUGCUCCUGUCUUUGAGAAAAGUCACUAUGAGGCGUCUGUGCUGGAGAAUAACACACCUGGUCUCUUUAUAUUUACAGUUAAAGCCAGUGACUCUGAUUGGAAUCAGAAUGCCCGUGUUUCUUAUAUUCUAGAAGACAGCUCUGUUAAUGGAGUCUCUGUCUCAUCAUAUGUGUCAGUUCAUCCUGACAGUGGACUGAUUACAGCUGUGCGCUCUUUUGACUAUGAACAGCUGAAGGAUUUCCACUUCCGGGUAAAAGCACAAGAUGGAGGCUCUCCUCCGCUCAGCAGUAACGUGACAGUGAAAAUAAUUAUUCAAGAUCAGAACGACAACGCUCCUCAGGUUCUGUAUCCAGUACAGACUGGUUCUUCUGUGGUGGCUGAGAUUGUGCCUCGUGCUGCAGAUGUUGGAUAUCUGGUCACUAAAGUGGUGGCUGUUGAUGUGGACUCUGGACAGAAUGCCUGGCUCUCCUAUAAACUACAGAAAGCUCCAGACAGAGCGCUGUUUGAAGUGGGUUUACAGAAUGGAGAAAUAAGAACUGUGCGACAAGUGACUGAUAAAGAUGCCGUCAAACAAAAACUGACUGUUGUUGUGGAGGAUAACGGACAGCCCUCUCGCUCAGCUGUGGUCUCCAUUAACGUGGCUGUAGCUGACAGCUUUCCUGAAGUGCUGUCAGAGUUCACAGACUUUACGCACGAAAAACAAUUUGACGAGAACCUGACCUUUUAUCUAGUUCUCGCACUGGCUGCUGUUUCCUUCUUAUUUAUCACUUGUGUGGUUGUCAUAAUAUCAGUAAAGGUCUACAGAUGGAGACACUCUCGCUUCAUAUCAGUCCAAUCUGCCUGUUAUUCCGUACUAUCCACCGCAUUACGCGGACACAGGAGUCACUGGAACUCUGCCGCACGGGUAUAAUUAUGAAGUGUGCAUGACGACUGACUCGAGGAAGAGUGACUGUAAGUUUUCUACACUCGGUGGGAAGAAUGUUUUAGUCAUGGACCCCACUUUUGCUGAAACAAUGCAGCGCACAAUCAUGAAAAACGUUUCUAU
Messenger RNA from Puntigrus tetrazona (Sumatra barb), 2503 nucleotides. Its product is annotated as protocadherin gamma-A11-like. Gene Ontology annotation, cellular component: plasma membrane. The record is from RefSeq and is a predicted model, not a curated record. Gene Ontology annotation, molecular function: calcium ion binding. Lineage: Eukaryota; Metazoa; Chordata; Actinopteri; Cypriniformes; Cyprinidae. Gene Ontology annotation, biological process: homophilic cell-cell adhesion.